AUGGAUAAUAAUGAAGCGCCUGUUAUUAAAACAACCGAAGAAGUGAGCAUUAAGCCGGUAUGUGCGACCGUCAAGGAGAGAAGGAUUCUCGUUCCUAUCGAUAUCGCUUCUCACCAGCACUCGAAGAUAUCAACAGAGUUUGUGUUGAAGCAUUUGAUCAAGCCGAAGGAAAGCAGUAUUCAUUUCUUGACGAUUAUACCGAGGAAGGAAGUGAGCGAGUACUCGAGCACUUUGUCACAGAACGCCUCGCGUUGCAAAGCAACUGAACUCUCUAUUGAACGAUGGUUCAGGGAGAUUUGUGAGAAAAAUGAAGUCGCGUUUUCGGUGGAAGCAGUGGAGUUGGCAAAGAUGUCGAAUAAAACAAUAUCGUCAAUCAUUUGCGAACGAUGCCUUCGUUUCUCGGGGAAAGUAUACACUCUCGUCGCGUUGGCUGCGCACAACAGAAGCGGCAUUGCAGAAUUCUUUCUCGGAAGUGUUUGCAAAUAUGUCGUCGCAAACGCGUGCAUCCCCGUAUGUGUUAUCAACACAGCUCCACAAAUAAAAGAAACGGCUUGA
Bathycoccus prasinos is the source of this 555-nucleotide messenger RNA. RefSeq lists its product with no specific name. The transcript has a single exon. The record is from RefSeq and is a predicted model, not a curated record. Lineage: Eukaryota; Viridiplantae; Chlorophyta; Mamiellophyceae; Mamiellales; Bathycoccaceae. Bases 1 to 555 code for a protein of 184 amino acids.